Molecule: messenger RNA, 1254 nt
Organism: Exophiala bonariae
Lineage: Eukaryota; Fungi; Ascomycota; Eurotiomycetes; Chaetothyriales; Herpotrichiellaceae
Exons: 3
Coding region: 1-1254 (417 amino acids)
Source: RefSeq, a predicted model, not a curated record
AUGAGGUGGUCAGUUACUUGCCUAUUGGGCAUCGCUGCAUUGGCGGCCAGUCAAGAGAGUACCUCGGAGGCUGCUACCACUAUCACAGCAUCAGCAGAGAGUGCGGCACCAAGCAGCACCGAAGCUUCAGCGACAUCCAGCGCACCAAUUACGCAUACAAUCGGUGUAGCAAAGGGUGGACAUACAUUCGAACCAGAUGUCACACAAGCCAGGGUGGGCGAUACCAUCAAAUUCGAAUUUUAUCCUACCAAUCAUUCGGUAGUUCGAGCAGAGUACGGCUAUCCUUGUAUUCCAUAUGAAUAUACAGGCGUCGACAAGAUUGGAUUCUACUCUGGAUUCAGGCCCGUCGACGCUAUACUGGACGACCCACCAGCAUACUAUCUCACAAUCAACGACACCGACCCGAUAUUCUUCUACUGCGGUGCCCCAGGAUCAUGUAUCAACUUUCAAAUGGUUGGGACUAUAAAUCCCAACGCUACGACAUCGCUCCAGACUCAAAAGCAGCUCGCUAAGGAUUCUACUUUUAUGUUGACGCCAGGCCAGCCAUGGCCUGAUGAGCAAGAAGAUCCUUUCACCACAACGAGCUCUUCACCAACGACGACGCCGACUGCAAGCAGCACGACCGCACCAGCAGCUGGAGCCUCGACAAGCGACAGUACAUCAACGUCGCAUCACUCAAGUCUUUCGACCGGUGCAAUUGCGGGAAUCGCCAUUGGUGCAGCUGCUGUGGCGCUUGCCGGAGCUGUUCUUCUAUACCUUUGUGGUCGCCAGUCACGUCGCCAUACGCCAGUCAAUCAACUUGAAGAGAGACCGGGCACAGGUCAUGCUACUGUGCACUCAAUGGCAUACAAUCCCCACGGCCAUAUGACGGGCCAAUACAUGGAUCCCAUGAAACACAUGUCGAUGCAUAGCAACGCCAUGCCCCUCAGUCCUGCUCUGCCAGGAUAUGCACCAGCAUAUGAUGCAAAUAUGUCUCCUGCUAUGCACCAAGCCUAUCCCAUGAGCGACUCUCUGAAACCCGGGUUCGGUAGUGACAUUUCCACCCUCCAUAGCACGUCACCAAGUCCAAUGUAUUCCACGCCCGCCUAUCCAAAUGGAGUGCCGCACAACAUGACUCCGCUUCCAUACGGCGCCCCACAAUCACCAUAUCAACCACAAAUCCACGAGAUGGCAGACUCUGAUGCGAAUGCGGCUCAAGGACAUAUGCGACGGUCCAGCACCCACAAAUCAAAUGGGGUCGAGAGAUACAGCUGA